GUCAAUGGCGGCUUCUUUGAAAAACAUGUGAGAAUAGAACCGAGUCGAUAUUUGGAGAAUUCUGGUCUUAUUUGUUCACAUGGAGUCUUUGGAUAGUUGGUAUAGACGAGAGGUGUACAGUUGGCGUACAGGAGCUGCUGUGGGUUGGACCCUGCUGCUACAACCCUGUGUUUUGGCUGUGUAUCUCGUCUUUUGUACACUGGAUAUUUGUCACCCUCUGUCAUGGAUAGCAGGUUCCUUUUCAAUGCUGUUUUCCACACAUUACAUGUUUGUGAUGUUGGUGCUUACACUUGUGUCCGGAGUGCUGGGUGUAGUGAUGUCAUCCUCUUAUACAGUGGUUCCUGACAUUCCUUUGACUCGUCUACAUGGCCUAGUCCAGCUCUUACUGCCCACACGUCUACUACGGUGCCUGAUGUAUCUUGUGUCUGGGGCAGUGACAGCCUGGGUCUGCACCUCCUGCAUAGGCGAUCGCUACACCUCCCUCAUUAAAUCAGACGGUACUGACAGAGAAGUGUAUUACCUGAAUGAGUACCACUUAUUCUUAGUUGUGUAUGGUAUGUACAGUGGGGUCCUGUACAACAUCACCAUGUACAUACAUCAGAACAACCUCGUACAGUUCCCCGUCCUGGAGCAAGCCAAGUUUUUCCAAGUGAGAAGUAGACUCUACAAUGAACUUUUGAAGUCACUCUCUUAUUCCCUGUGGCACACAGCAUAUUUCUACCCUUUCUACUGGAUGUUUGGUCACAUCCCUAAAGACUUUGUUUUACAACACACAUCCUUACUUGGUUCUGAGAUUCCUCUGAACUCUGUGUGGGGCCUUUUAGAUGUGUUUCUCCUGUACCAGACAAUCCUGUGUGGUGUAUUUCUCUACCUCACUUGGACUGUUAGUAGCGUGCUCUACAAGAUCUACAACACAGAGCAUUAUGCGUUUCCUGUGGAAGAUGUCUUUGAUGAUCAGAAAAACAAAUGCCUGGUUGAUGCACUGUCUUGUAAAACUAACAGUUUACUGCAGUGCCUGGGAUUCUAUGAUGUGUGCCACUUGUCCAGAAAGUCUGGUGUGAGAAGGAGUGUUGUGUUCAGUCUGAGUCAGCCAGGUGGUCAUCCUCACAACUGGAACAAGUUAUAUUCAGCUUGUGUAGCUGAGGUUAAUGCCCUCAACCAGAAAGUACAAGAAGCCAACUGGAAGGUGUUUGCUAGUGUUCCUGUAAGACAAGCCGCUGGUGAGAAAAACAUCCCUCCAGCAUCAGCAGGGGAGAUAACUACAACAACCUUAUCCUACCGUGGAGCUACAACCAUGACUAAUGGUAACUCCUCUAGUCCACCUGUUGAUAAACCAGCCUCUAACCUACAGACCUUCAAGGAUUUGACACUUAUGUAUCUAAAGAAGAAGCCAGUUUUCAGUUACUUCUUGUCAGAGUUGCCUGAUUCUAAAAGCAGGAAGCUUUUUGCCACAUGUCAAGUACAAGUUUGGGCAGUUGAAGCCUUAUCCAACUUUGCAACAGCCUCUUAUACUGAUGAUAAAUAUGGAGUUGUUCAACGAUCCUUACCAGAAAUUAUAACUGCAGUUGUCAAUUUACAGGAGAAUGUAGAAAAACAUUUCAAACUGGCCACAACAACAAGUCGUCGGAAUCAGAAAGACUUGGGACAUUACGACACUCAGCUAGGAUAUCUGCUACAGACAACUCUGAAAAGCUCCAUGUACAAAAUAGUCAACACUUUUGGAAAACAUAUUUUGAGUCUUAAUCUUUCUCCAGAAUGUGUGAGGAAGCUGAAAUUAUUUAUGGAUUAUAAGGAAUAACCUGGAACUUAAACUUCCUUAAAAGGCUCUGCCUGUAGCAAAUAUGUGUCUUCAGAACAUUUUAAUUGAGUUUUUCGCAAGGCAAAUGUUCUAUGGAAAUACAUAAUAUAUGUAUGUUGUAUUUAUGUGUCUAAGUGCUAUUGACAAGUUUGCUUCCUAUGUGGUAAGGGGAUGUUCAAGGCUUGACUUAAAUGUAAUAGUUUGCCCAAUGGACAUCAAAUCAGUGAUAUUUCUGACAUUUAGCUUUACAGUUGGUGCUUGUGAUGGAAAUGACUCGAUGCUGAAUCAUGUUAUCUCUUAUUAAGGCAGUGUGGACAGUCCAGCUUGCUCCUGAAUAAAAAUUGUUGAGAAGAUGUAAAGGCAUCCAUUACUAGUGCUGCUUUCAAAUGUGUGUGAUAAUAGAGUUGAUAGUUGAUGAUAUUAAAAUCUUAAAGCAAAACGAUAUCAGUAUCUGAACAAUGCGUACAUCCAUGUAAGAUAUUCCUAUGUUGGACUUUUAUAGGAAUGACAGAAGAUUACACAUAAUUUGAUCAUUGUAAUAGAUUUGAUUACACCAGUAGUAGUUUGUGUUUGUGUAAAUAAGAUCUGCCUUGUAAUAUGCCAUUUUUAAGAAAAAAAUUCUCGACUUUCUGGUAAAGUGUAAAGAUGUGAUUUUGGACAAAUGUCCAAUGAUGGUCACAAAUUGGAAUUGAUAUUGAAAGUCAGGCUGUAUCAAUAAAAUACAAAAAUAAAUAUGUUUAAAAAAACAGGUAA
Molecule: messenger RNA, 2551 nt
Organism: Pecten maximus
Lineage: Eukaryota; Metazoa; Mollusca; Bivalvia; Pectinida; Pectinidae
Product: nucleoporin NDC1-like
Exons: 16
Coding region: 80-1798 (572 amino acids)
Biological process (GO): nuclear pore organization
Cellular component (GO): nuclear pore transmembrane ring
Molecular function (GO): protein-macromolecule adaptor activity
Source: RefSeq, a predicted model, not a curated record